ACAACAACAACAACAACAACAACAACAACAACAACCAAAAACCAAUCUAUCCAACUACCAUGAUUCACUCACUCUCACUUCACUAAUCUGACAUCAAUUGCUCUAAUCGAAAAUGAAAUCCAAUGGCGAAAUGGAGAUGAACCAGAUCUUUACCGACUACAGUGCGGUCUUGGAAUGCAAGGACAGGGUAAUAUGUCACAAAUAAAGAACUAUUCGGGCCACCCUCCACUAACACUGUGUUUUAGGAAAGGAAAAUGAUGAAUCUACCAUGGGUGAUGAGCACGAAGGAGGGAAGCAGACGACAAGGAAAGGCGCGGCUCAAGCUGAGUUACUGCAUAUACUGCGGUUAUCUAAGGCUGAGCCCAAAAUGUGGCUUCAAUCAGAGCCGGUUAAACCAUAUUCGGUUGAAUAUUGGGAAAGUUGGGGGUCAACAGAGAGUUCGGAAAGAGUGUUGGGACGGGGAAAUAUCCAGGCAUCGAUAGCAAGAGGAGAAGCUUCAGGAAGACGAGGAUAUUCAGCGCCGAUAGAAGACAAGACCGAUUAGAACACAGCCGAUCAUGUUGCUUGCUUUAUGUGGUGGGUGAAGAACGAAAACAUCCAACCAUGCGGUAGGGUAUUUUACAAGCGGAACUUGACAGACAGCAGAAUAGACCGGAUUGUGUGGUCGUUGAAGGAAUAUAUCAAGGAAUAUAUCCGACAAAUGCACACUAAGGCGAAUGGAGGACAGCAAUAUUCGGAACAAGAAUCAAACAGAAGCUUGGGCACGGCAGUAGAAAAACAGAAGAUAUACAAUGACACCCUCGUCAGUGAAGAUGAGUUCUCAAGGAAGGAGGAGGAAUUACAAGUCCGGUGACGAGCUCCAAGCCGAUGUCAUUGAUGCAGUGAAGUACAUUUUCGGUUCAGGUACAUAGCCUGAAGUUCGGGCUGAAUGCCUCCGAAGUAUCCCGAAGCUGUUGACAAAAGGAUCGUGGUCCGGGACACAAUGGCGGUAAAAGAGUUUUAUCAGACUUCAAAGAAGAAGCAGCAGGAUUCAGUAUAACGAUGGCCAGUUUGGCUAUCUGCAAGAUCAAAAAGAACCUGAUGGUGACAUGACUGAUUAUGAAGCUGUCUUCACUUACAUAUGCAAAGCAAUUGAAGAUGAGGACAAUGCUCUUUUUGGUCUCAGAUGAGAGCUAAUGCUUGUCUAUUUCGCUGUGUUAGCAAUGAAUAAUCGAAAAUAGGUUAUAUUACAUAUGAAUUUGUAUAGGAAGAAUUAGUCCGCCGUAGGUUAGGGCAUUGGUGCACACGUCUCCAACAAUUAUAGAGAGGGGUAGAUUUU
This is a messenger RNA of Aspergillus caelatus, 1318 nucleotides long. RefSeq lists its product as uncharacterized. Lineage: Eukaryota; Fungi; Ascomycota; Eurotiomycetes; Eurotiales; Aspergillaceae. The coding region runs from base 572 to 853 and encodes 93 amino acids. The record is from RefSeq and is a predicted model, not a curated record. The transcript has a single exon.